Molecule: messenger RNA, 2445 nt
Organism: Kwoniella shivajii
Lineage: Eukaryota; Fungi; Basidiomycota; Tremellomycetes; Tremellales; Cryptococcaceae
Exons: 11
Coding region: 1-2445 (814 amino acids)
Cellular component (GO): endoplasmic reticulum membrane
Source: RefSeq, a predicted model, not a curated record
AUGAUCGAAGGGAACGGGUUCAAUUCUGCCGAAGCUGGCCCUUCACGUCCUCGGCGCGAUGACAUUCAUUUACCAUUGAAUCAGGGAUUGAAUUCAUUCAAUGUGGAACACUCAUUCUCUCGCGAUGAAGAAGACGUUGAUGAUGACCCAGAUGAAGAGGUCCGAGAGUAUGAGGCUACAGAACUGGAAAAUCUCAUAAUCUCAACUAGACCUGCUCUACCGGUUAAAGGCUCUUCCACGCUCUUCGCACGUCCUCAAUUGUCUGCCCGCCAAUCAUCCAGAAUGAAAUCCCAUCUUCCACUAGCACCACUUGAUCUGUCUUCUGCGCUACAUACUUCAUCUUCGGAGAUAUUCGAUCUUUCUUCUUCUCCCGGAGUAAGAGUGACUACAUAUUCAUCUUUACCUCCUUCACCUAGAGGUGAAUUAGAGUUAGGAUUCGAGUUCACCGUUCCUCCACCUACUCAAAAGAAAGGUCUUGGAAUUAAAGAGCUUGACUCGGUCCUAUCAAGACUCAGUGCUUCUGCUUUUGAAGUGGAAGUAGAUGGUGAAGAUGAAUUUUGGCCUGCAAGAUCAAGACGACCUACUAUAACAGAAAACAAUCUGAGUCAACCACACCAUGAACAAGGAAUCAGGUUAUCUUCUCCUGAACCUACAUCUGAUCCUGAUGAACAUAAGUCGAGUCAACCUCAUCUUGAUUUUAAGGAACUCAGAGGUCUGAAUGAAGAUGGAAAAGUCGAAGUUUCCGGUAUAUGGGAUUUACUUAAAGAUGAGAUGGGUGCUGAAGAAUGGGAUGGUUGGCUGGUGGACGGGAAGUGGGAGAGGAUAGCAAACUUCCUUGCUGUACCGCUAGCAGUAGAAAAGACUACUCUAUUCGGUGCUUUGUUGUGCCUUGAUGGAUUCUUAUACAACUUCACUGUUCUACCUAUCAGGGCUGCUUUUGCCUUGACUCGGAUCAUAUCGAAUGUUAUACGGCGAAAGGAAUGGUGGCCUAUACCUCUCGCUCAUCAACAUUCCAUACUAAGAAUGCUACUGCUUCUUGUUCCGGCGGUAAUCCUACUGGGAGCAACAGAUGCAAGUAAGAUGUAUCACUCGGUAAGAGGACAAGACACAAUCAAGUUAUACGUCAUUUUCAAUGCACUGGAAAUCGCGGACAGGCUUUGUUGUGCUUUCGGACAAGAUGUUCUUGACACACUUUUCGCUCGAGAGACUCUAUCGCCCAGUGUGAGAAAGCGAGGCAAAGGCAGAAAGAGACAACAAGCUAGACCUCUGUUCUUUUUCGCUCUGUCUUUGGGAUACGUCUUGGCCCAUACUCUGAUUUUCUUCUAUAUGCUUGUCUCCCUCAAUGUAGCGAUCAACUCGUAUGAUUAUACCUUGCUAUCGUUGUUGAUAAGUAAUCAAUUUGUUGAGAUCAAAGGAUCUGUAUUCAAGAAGUUUGAAAAAGAGAACCUCUUUCAAAUCAUGUGUGCGGAUAUCGUCGAGCGGUUCCAACUUUCCCUUAUGCUCUCUGUGAUUGCACUUAGAAAUAUGAUCGAGAUGGCUGGAUCAGAGAUCGCAUUCUUACCCAAGAGCUUCAUAAGAGGGAAGAGUCUGGUGGAUUCUAUUCUUUCCCCUGUCUUGUUCGUGAUCGUCUCAGAGAUGGUGGUCGACUGGCUGAAACACGCUUUUAUUACCAAAUUCAACCACGUUCGAGCUUCGGUGUACGAAAGAUUCACCGAUGUUCUCGCUAAGGAUGUGUUAUUGGCUGGAUCUUCGGGCAAUAGCAGAAAUCGGAUGAGAGGACGAAAUCAUCAAGUACUUCUCGAUCAGUCACCUCUGGUAGCUCGGCGUCUCGGUUUUGCUUCAAUACCCUUGGCAUGCUUAGUUCUUCGAGUCUCGGCUCAAGCUAUCGGAAUGUUAUCAACUUCUUCACAUCAUGAAGGGUCCAUCAAGGACUUCUCUGCGGGCGCUUGGGCUUGGACUGUGCUCAAGUGGACUAGUUGGACCGGUGUUGGCCUGUGCGCUUGGGGAUGCCUGGUUUUCCUCAAAGUGAUUUUAGGCUUAGCAUUACUAAGUUUCUCAGCUAUGAGACAAGAAGGAAUGGAUGCUCGCGAAGCUGAAGAUGCAGUGAAUGAUUUCGGUAGAUCAGCAGUUGGGGAAAGCAAAGAAGAAACAGAAUACAACAAGCAGACCGCAAGUUACCUCUCCCAUCCGAAUGAUGAUCUGCCCGCAUAUUCAUCCCCGGGAUCAAUACAUACGCCUGUAACCCCAUUCUCGAUGCCUAAAUCUUCGUUAUUGAAUAGAGCAAAGAGGACGAACGGGACGACCGGCGAUGCAGAAACACUGGCCUCUAACCCUGAAGUCGAGGCAAAAGGCACAACCGAGAACAAGGAGAAAGGGGGAAAGAAAGGUAAGAAGUGGAAGCUGGAAGAAGUAGAGAGAUGGACAAUGGUAAAGCGAAUUUGGUAG